Messenger RNA from Amoebophrya sp. A120, 2466 nucleotides. The record is from the annotation of a GenBank genome assembly. Lineage: Eukaryota; Dinophyceae; Syndiniales; Amoebophryaceae.
AACAUCACCGUUGGGAAGAACAUACUUACAGUAUUAGGUUUUUUUCCAAAUUUGAGCUGUAAGAUGGGGCAGAAGCAGUCCAAGGGCAAGGGCAUGCGGAGACUCCCUCCUGCAGAAACGUCGACGUGUGACAACGCGAAGGGGCUUCCACCCCACACUGCAAUCGAGGCAGGCUGCCUUGACUGCAAUCGAUGCUUUCGGCCAGAAGCAAAGUUCGGCAUUGACGCGCGAGAAUGUCUCCGGUUGCACAUUCUACAGCGGCACGAACACGAUGAUGUUUGGUGUGUGAGAUCCGAGAUGGAUGUCCAACUUGCGCAAGACGACUUGUACCGUCUAUGCCGAGCGAAGUACUGGGAAGAUGAGUCUACCUCCAUGAUGGGAAAUGACUACCUGCGUUUAAUCCAGGUGUUGGACAUCGAUCCAGUUGUCUUCGAAAGCGAACGGAAUCAGCGAGAGCACUACGAGCAAAUACUGUCUGAGCAGGCGGCUUACCUACAACCACUCUCGCCCAGCCGCCCACGUGGGGAAGAUGUUGACGCAAGAACUUAUCGGCGCUUAAUGGCGGCUGACCUACAACCACUCUCGCCCAGCACCAGCAGCCCACGUGGGGAAGAUGUUGACGCAAGAACUUAUCGGCACUUAAUUGACCUGAACGCGAAGGACGGGCCCGAACGUUUCACGCCGCUUAUUGCCGCCGUGUUCAGUGAGCGGCGCGAUGUGGUAAAGAUACUGUUGAACACGAUAAGCAGCGAGCCGGUUCAUACGCUGGUGCCGUACGCGGCGUCCUGCGGACUCCCGCGCGCAGCGGCAACAGUGAAGAGCCUCACUUCCGGAACGGUGUGCCGCUGGAGUGAUUCGGGCAAUUUAAUAAAUCCACGGCCACGAGACAAGGAGAUUCAGUUCCACGAGACGAAUGCGGUGGGCGAAACCGCACUCUCGGCUGCAGUCAUAACCAGGGACGCGGAAGCCAGCGCUGGCAUUGUGGAAGACCUACUCUCCUGCUACGAGGCCAAUCUCGAGAGCCACACUGUCGAGUCGCGCGAAAAGGAAGUUAUCCACGCGGAGCAAGUUGCGAAUAUGUUCUUGCUCGGUCAGCCCGAGGUGACUGCCCGCCAACUGGGCCGCACUGCAAUCGCGGACUGCAUUGGUCGCUGCGCCCGCCGUCGGCAGAAGGACAUGAUGGACAUCCGCCUCGCAGACGCAUUGCGUGACCAAGCCCGAGGGCUUACCGAGUUUCCCACGUUCGCGGACCGCUGCGUGGAUCUCUGUGCGCGAAUGGGCGUUCAAGUCAACGUAUCGACUGCAAAUCUGUCUGGGUCUGGAAAGGUGGAACUUGUAAAAUGUUAAUGCGUGUCUUGCAUUGAUUCCAUUCCUGAAAAAACGCAGGAGCAGCGAAUCACGUCGGGCAGCUUCCCUUAAUAUGCAAAAACGCAAUUCAUCGUAUAUGCAAGUUAGGCAUCAGAAACUAAGACUAAAAGAAAGCGGUCCUGAAGCUUGUCAUGUGUAGCUGCAAUUGCAAUCAUGCGCAAUUCAGCGUGACAGGUUUCUAGACGCAGACAUCUUUCCACUUGAUGCAACGUCCCACCUGCUGGCUGUGGUUCCGUGGAGAAGGCUAGUGCUGAGCUCGAACCCGAAUGCAUGGUGUGCUACGAGAAAAUCCCUCCCCCGUUCUUAGCAGUGCAGCCAUGCGGGCACGGGCCGCUGUGCCACAUGUGCACCCAACAAGUCUUCUCUACAACAAGACCGGCGUGUCCGAUGUGCAGGUGUGAUGCGUUGAAGCUUUUCAGAGUGUACCUGGCGUCACGAAAAUAGAGCCGGCGGGCGCAAGUGCAGCUGGUUGAAAGCCACUGUUUGAAAAAUGCUGUCAUGCUGAAGACGGAGAUGCUUCUUUCCAGCAGCAGUGUCUACGCCGAAGGUACUAGGCACGAGAGGCGAGCACAGCGUCCUGUCGACAUUUAGAAGUGCUGCAAAUUAUGAAGAUCAUGGUUGGACGACUUCAGAAGUGUGGCCGCUGUCUCGACAUGCACCGGGGCUGUCGGUGAAGAUGAUGAUAAGUACGAUGUCCUCAGGCGUCGUCUCCAAUGUUGAUGUACUAUAGAAUGUGUACAAUCCUGUUUGAUGACGAGUUGUUCUUGUUCCUCCUGGUGUCCUGCUACGAAUCAAUACUGUUUACGCAAAUGUCGAUAGCGAAAACGAAAUCAACUGUCUAUACCAAUACCAUGAAAAGAGUGCGUCCGCCGGUCCGUGGCUAUUCUUUGGUGUGAGUCUGUGUUGCCGCACGCAGACAUCAAAUCUGAAUUGCAAAAAUAGUACGAGUUCGGAGCCGCCACUGUGCUGUGUGGCCUACGAACAACAAACCUUGUGCUGAAAAAAUGCCAUAGGCUCCCUCAACAACCUAAGGCCGCUAAGUACCUACUACAAGGCCGCAACUUAUGUCGCGCAGUGGGAGGGUGAACGAGUGGACGG